Messenger RNA from Engraulis encrasicolus (European anchovy), 8587 nucleotides. RefSeq names its product nuclear receptor corepressor 2 (gene ncor2). The record is from RefSeq and is a predicted model, not a curated record. Gene Ontology annotation, molecular function: transcription corepressor activity. Bases 573 to 8156 code for a protein of 2527 amino acids. The transcript is spliced from 48 exons. Gene Ontology annotation, cellular component: chromatin. Lineage: Eukaryota; Metazoa; Chordata; Actinopteri; Clupeiformes; Engraulidae. Gene Ontology annotation, biological process: negative regulation of transcription by RNA polymerase II.
UUUUUCUGCUGGUCAGGAUUUUGUAAGGAUUUACUGCAAGAGCAAAUUCAAAGAAGAAUGGGGGCAUGAUAAUGCUUGGCAAGGGGGGCACUGGGGUGAAAAUGAAUGCGUGAACCAAUGACUGUAUACAUUCUCCGGGGCGAACACGGUGAAAAAAGAAAAAGAGCAAGAGAGCGCGAGAACGUACGACCUAUCGAGAGGUCUGUCAGGGAGAGGCGGUUCAACAUUUCACUCGGAGCAGGGGCGACAUUCAGAAGUACCUAGCAAGAUUUGCGCCGAGCAGAUGAGAACGGAAAACAUCGUCUUUGUUUUUAUGUGGAUUAUCACUCAAUUCCUGAAGCAACGAAGAGCACAUACUUAGAAGAACUAUAUGUGCUCAACGGGGCCAAUAUCUCUAAUUUGAGGUUGCUGACCCCCGCCGCUGACCCCUCUCUCCAGUACUGACCCUCAACUCCUGACUCCCCAUCACCAGCCCCACCACCCCCCAAAAUGCCCAGCGUCUACAUCCCAGCCACACCCACUUCCUGCGCAUAGAGGAAGUUGACCCAGCCAAGUGCCCGCCCCCGGCUGCCAUGUCCUCCCAUGGGCAGCUGCCCCAGGGCCGCAGCCGAGGCCUCGACCCGCGCCACCUGCCCAGCCCCGCCCCUUUGCCUCUGCAGCUGCCACGCCCGCAUACGGAUGUUGGACUGGUGGACUACCAUCCGCACUCCCGCGACUACCCAGCGCACCUGGCCCUGUCCCAGCCACACCGCCGCAGGCCCUCCCUGCUCUCAGAGUUCCAGCCAGGCAGCGAAAGGGGUCAAGAGGUGCACAUCCGCUAUGACCACAUCUACAUGCCCGAGGCUAAUAGCCAAUCAGAGGUGGACUACGCGGAGAUCAAGCGCCCGCGUCUGGAGAUGGGGCCGGAGGCUCUGAUGCGCCACCAGGGACACCGCCCUCCAUUGCCCAUGUCUAGCGCUGAGGAUGCAGCCAAGGAGCGGAGCAGUGCCAUGGGGAAGCUGGAGCCCAUCUCCCCGGUGAGCCCGGCCCAGAUGGAGCCGGACCUGGACCUGGUGCCGGCCCGCUACUCCAAGGAGGAGCUGAUCCAGAACAUGGACCGCGUGGACCGGGAGAUCACCAUGGUGGAGCAGCAGAUCUGCAAGCUGCGCAAGAAACAGCAACAGCUGGAGGAGGAAGCUGCGAAGCCCCAGGAGCCCGAGCGCUCCAUCUCCCCCCCACCCAGCGAGGCCAAGCACCGCAGCCUGGUUCAGAUCAUCUACGACGAGAACCGGAAAAAGGCAGAGGAGGCUCACAGGAUUUUGGAGGGACUGGGACCCAGAGUGGAACUGCCUCUCUACAACCAGCCCUCUGAUACCAAGCAGUACCAUGAGAACAUCAAAAUAAAUCAGGCAAUGAGGAAGAAGCUCAUUCUGUAUUUCAAGAGAAGAAAUCAUGCUCGCAAGCAGUGGGAGCAGAAGUUCUGCCAGCGGUACGACCAGCUGAUGGAGGCCUGGGAGAAGAAGGUGGAGCGCAUCGAGAACAACCCGCGGCGGCGCGCCAAGGAGAGCAAGGUUCGAGAGUACUACGAGAAGCAGUUCCCCGAGAUCCGCAAGCAGAGGGAGAUGCAGGAGCGCAUGCAGAGCAGUCGUGUCGGCCAGCGCGGCGGCCUGGCGUCAGCGGCACGGAGUGAACACGAGGUCUCUGAGAUCAUCGAUGGCAUCUCUGAACAGGAGAACUCUGAGAAGCAGAUGCGUCAGCUGGCGGUGAUUCCCCCCAUGCUGUUUGACGCCGAGCAGCAGCGCAUCAAGUUCAUCAACAUGAACGGGCUGAUGGACGACCCCAUGAAGGUGUACAAGGACCGGCAGGUCAUGAACAUGUGGAGCGAGCAGGAGAAGGACACCUUCCGGGAGAAGUUCAUUCAGCACCCAAAGAACUUUGGUCUGAUCGCCUCCUUCUUGGAGAGAAAGACGGUGGCAGAGUGUGUGCUCUUCUACUACCUGACCAAGAAGAAUGAGAACUACAAGAACAUCGUCCGCAGGAACUCCCGACGCAGAGUCCGCAGCCAGCACACCCAGCAACAACAGCAGCAGGUGAGCCGGAACAACCAGGAGGAAAAGGAGGAGAAGGAGAAAGAGAAGGAUGAAGAUCGGGAGGAGGAGAAGAAUGAAGGGGACGAUAAGGAGGACGGCAUGAAGGACGACACGUCUGGUGAGGACGGUGAGGACAAGGAGCCGGUGGCGGUGAAGGGGCGCCGCACUGCCAACAGCCGCGGUCACCGCAAGGGACGCAUCACCCGCUCCAUGGCCAACGAGCAGGAGGAGACCAGCACACCCCCACUCAGCAGCGACCUAGCCAACAUGGAGAUGAAUGAGAGCUCUCGCUGGACUGAGGAGGAAAUGGACACUGCCAAAAAAGGUCUGCUGCAGUAUGGACGCAACUGGUCGGCCAUUGCUAAGAUGGUGGGCUCCAAGACGGUGUCGCAGUGCAAGAACUUCUACUUCAACUACAAGAAGAGGCAGAAACUGGACGAGAUUCUGCAGCAGCAUAAAAUGAAAUCGGAGCGUGAGCGUAAGGCGCGGCGUAAGGGCAAGGCCCUCCAGAGCGAGGAGGCCAGCGCUCCCUCGGCAGCCGAGGAUGAGGAGGGCUCCGGGGCCAGCGGCAACGAGGAAGAGGCCAACGAGGACGGAGAAGCUGCGGCCAACAACAGCUCGGACACAGAGUCCCUGCCGUCCCCGCGCUCCUCCGAGGAUAGCAAGCAGCCCAAAGAGGAGGCCGGCUCCUCCUCUUCCUCCUGCACCUCCUCCACGUCGCGGCCCAAGGCGGCCGGCAAGGAGGACAAGGAUGGCAUCGUGGCGGCGGGCACUGACCCCGGCGCUCCCAGCGGAGGUGGUGGUGGCGGCGGCGGCGAGGAGAGCAAGCCUCCCCAGGCGGCCCACGAGAGGGAGGUGAAGCAGGAGGUGAAGACAGAGCGGGACCCGGUGGGCGUGUCUGGUGCAGGGUCUUCGUCGUCGUCAGCAGGAGCGGCGGCGGCAGCCGCCUCCUCGUCUUCCUCCAUGGUGGGGGGCGAAGGAGUGGACAGCAAGCCCCCGCAGCUGGAGCCACAGCCGGCCGAGAUGAAGAGCCACAGCAAGGCCAAGCGCGGAGGUGGUGGAGGAGGUUGUCAUGGCGAUAGCGACUCCAGUGCCACCUGCAGUGCCGACGAGGUAGAGGAGACAGAGAGCAGCGACAAGAACCGGAUGACGUCUCCCAGGCCCAGCCUGUUGAAUGCUGCGCAAUGCUACGGCGUGAUCUCCUCCACCCUACAGAAGCCCAUGGACCUCAAACAGCUCAAGCAGCGAGCAGCUGCCAUCCCCACCAUUAUGUCGGACAUGUCUCUGCCUGGUGUGUGUCGCGGUGGCCCGAUGCCCAAGGCGGCAGUGCCCCCUCACGCCUUCGCGCUGUUCCAGCAGCAGAUCACCAUGGCGCACGAGUCCUCCCAGGAGGCCAAUCAGCACGCUGCAGCGUCCGCAGCAGCAGCAGCCGCCGCGGCCGGCGCGGGACAGCCAAUGAAACAGCCCCAUUUCCAGCCAAUGGCCGGGGACCGCAGCGCCAGCCCCCGCAUCCGAGGCCGCAGCCCCACCCCGUCCGAGCGGGAAAAGGAUGAAUUGGAGGGGAACGAGAGAUGGCUGCAGACUCUACUCCAUGGAUUACACAAGUCUCGGGCGUUCUCGCCCCACGCGGAGGGGAAGCGCUUGAUCAUCCCGGAGGAGGUGCGGGGGCAGGCGGCGGCUGCGGCGGCGGCUAUGGGUCGGCCGCUCAUGCCGCCCUACCAGCUGUCCCCCCGCGACAUGGCCAAGCUCAGCCACGAGCAGCAGCAGCAGCUCCUGCAGCAGCACUUCAACCCCUCUUUGGCAGGUCUACAGGAUGGCCGCAUGGCUGCUGUCCGCCCUCUCCACAUUCCAGAACCUCCUCCUCUCAUCUCCUCCAACAAGUCAGGCGGCUCAAUCACGCAGGGGACCCCAGUGCAGCUUCACAGCCCAGCUCAUGGCUCCGACCAUGGGAAGAUCCCACCCUCCUCUAUGGGCCUGUCCUGGAAAAUAGGUGGGGCGUUCCCCGUGGUGAAACAGGAGCAGCUGUCUCCACGCGGACCCUCCUCUCAAGCGGAGAACCUCUCUCAGGGCGGGCCCCCUGACGCUGGACGGGGCUCGAUGGCUGCCAUGCAGGGGGGCAGCAUCACCAAGGGCAUCCCAGGCACCAGGGUCCACCAGGAGCCGCCCCUCUCCUACCGUGGAGGCUCCAUCACACAGGGCACUCCGGCAGAGGUGCUGUACAAGGGCACCAUCACGCGUCUCAUCACGGAGGAGAGCCCCAGCCGGGGGGAGCGCGGCCGGGACGAGCCCCCUCCCAAAGGCCACGUGCUCUACGAGGGCAUCAACGCACACAUCCGCGCAUACGACCGCCCCCAGAACCCUAAAGAGGAGGCCAUGGGGGAGCUGCCUGGUCUGAAGAGGACCUACGACGUCAUGGACGGAGGCAUCUCCCGGGGACUGCCCAUCCGCGACUCCCUCUCCGCUGCCAACGAGGGUUUGAUAGGAAGAGCGAUGCCACAGGAGCGAGACAGCCCUCACCACAGCCGUGGCUCCAUCUCUCAGGGUAUACCGCGUCACAUGGAGCCGGACGAGUACCGGCGCGAGGCCAAGCUGAAGCGCGAGGGCUCCCCGCCGUCGCGAGGCUCGUCUGCCGGCCUGCCGCCUGACGUUAUGAAGGGCCCCAGGGGCCACGAGGGCCUGGUGCCCACCGUCAAGGAGGGGGGCCGCUCCAUACACCUCAUCCCCCGCGACGAGCUGCGACAGGGGCCCCUGGCCAAGGAGGGCUCCAUCACGCAGGGUACCCCUAUGAAACAGGAGCCUGUAACUCCUGGCAAGCGGCAUGACGUGCGCUCCAUCAUCGGCGGCGGCGCUGGCGGUGCGCCCCGACCCUCCUACCCCGGCAUGCCAGCCCACCUGGACCUGCGGGCAGCCGCGGCCGGUGGGGCACAAGGAGGAGGGGAGCGGGGGCGGUACGAGGAGCCCCCCAAGGGCCGGCCCAGCGCCGUGGUGAGCACGGCCAGCACCCUGGCGCGCGCCUCCCCCAUCGAGCAGGGCCCCAAGUCCCACCACAGCCCCCUGGGCUCCUACCAGCAACCCUCGCACCGCGGCUCCCCGCACGCGCCCAGGGACCCACAGCAGCGGCCUCACGAAGUAAUGCUGCAGAAUGCAGCUGCAGAAUGCGGGACAGAGGUCUGGAGAUCCAGUCCCUCCCCUUUCGCCUAUUAUGGCUCCGGAAGCAAGCAGCAAUCUCAGGAGCGCAAGACCACGCCCACGCCACGGGAGAUGAGCGCCACCAAGUCACCGCUGCCCAGCGUUGCCGAGCACCAGGCGGCCUCGCUAGCCUACGAGCGCAUGCUACAGGGCCUGGGCGCCGCAGACGUCUACCGCGGCCAGAUCCCGCUCACCUUUGACCCCGCCACGCUGCCCCGCGGCAUCCCCCUCGACCCCGCUGCUGCUGCCUACUACCUGCCCCGCCACCUGACCCCGGGGCCGGGCUACUCGCACCCGGCCUACCCGCCCUUCCUGAUCCGCGGCUACCCGGAGACGGCGGCCUUGGAGAACCGCCACACGCUCUUCACGGACUACAUCACCUCGCAGCAGAUGCACCACCAGUGGCCCCCCGGCGCCGCCGCACAGAUGGCCGCCCAGAGGCCCGACCUGCUGCGCACGCUGUCCCCGCGCGACCAGCCCCCGCUGCCCAUGCAAUACUCGCCCGCGCCAAGGGGUGUGAUGGAUCUUUCUCAGGUGACCCACUUACCUGUCCUGGUCAAUCCCUCCGCAGGGGCGUCUGCCUCCCCCAUGGACCGGAUCACCUACAUCCCCGGACCCUCAGGCACCUUCCCCAGCCGACCCUACACCACAUCGCCCAUAUCACCUGUGGGAGCUCAACACGUGAGCAAGAUGCCGGGAACGCCGUCCUCCUCCGAGCGGGAGCGUGAGAGAGACCGGGAACGGGAACGAGAGAGGGAGCGAGACCGGGAACAGCGCGACCGAGAGAGGGAGCGCGAGAGGGACCGGGAGAGGGAGAGAGAGAGAGAGCGAGAACGAGAGCGUGACCGCGACAGGGAGAGGGAGAGGGAGAGAGACCGAGAACGGGAACGCGACCGGGACCGGGAUAAGCCCGGAUCCAUGGGGCACGGAAACGUGGAACACGCCCCUAUAUGGAGACCAGGCCAUCAUGAGCAGAAUCCGGUGACGAGCAGCAGCAGCAGCAGUGGCCGUCCCCCAUCCCACCACUACAGCCACUCCCCCGUGUCCCCGCGCACCCAGGACGGGGGCCAGCAGAGGCCCAGCGUCCUCCACAACCCCGUGGGCAAGAGCAUGAACAUCUCUGACCACUCCAGCCCCUCCGUUGUCAGGUCUCUACCACAAGGUUCGUUGCGCUACCAGGGCUACGGCAGCCAACUCCCGCGCAACGUUCUCCCCGGCGAGGGCUACCCAGGCGGCAUGGACACCGGCGGCGGCAAAGACCUGAGCCGCGACGGAGCCAGCAAAAGCCACCGAGGCGUCCUGCCCAAGGACUCAUCAUCCUCCUCCUCCUCGGGCAAGUCUGACCCCAAGCUGACCAGCCCUGGCCAGGGAGGUGUGUACGCCUCCCCCUAUGCCCAGGCGGCGCUCAUGGGCCACCAGCCGGGCCGUGGCCACCCUCUCCUGGACAGCGGCGGCGGCGGAGGUGCCCCGGGUGGGGCUGGGGGCCGUGGUGGCGACAGCGGCGGCAGCAGCAGCAGCGCACCAAGUAGGGAAAAGACUCAAAUCAAAGCGAUGUCCGUGCAGGAGGAAGAGCUCCGGGCACUCGGUAAGACCACCAUGACAGCGGCCAACUUCAUAAACGCGAUUAUCAUGCGUCAAAUUUCUUGUGACACGGGGAUGCCGGAGGCGGGGCCGCUCGGGGCCAACGGCACCUGUGAGGCCCAGCAGCAGAAGGUGGCCAUGGAGCACGGUCUGUACCGGCCUCCGUCUGACGAGCGCCUGUCCCCGGGCGGCCAGCAGCCGCCGUCCCCCAUGUUCAAAGGCAGCCAGAGGGUGGUCACCCUGGCCCAGCACAUCAGCGAGGUCAUCACUAAGGACUACACUCGGCAGAGCCAGCAGGCCAACCAGCCGUCUCUGUUUGGCUUCCACAGCUCCCCGGGCCUGGACCUCACGCGGCCCCCCAGCGCCCCUCAGAACCAGGGCAGCCAGCAGGAGCAGUCCUCCGACAGGAUGAGGGAACGGUCGUCUCCCCCCAAUAAGCCGUCUCCAGUGAGCCUGUCUGCUGAGGGCAUAGAGCCAGUGUCCCCACCAGCCUGCUUGUCCGAGGCCGAGUCCCAGGGGGCGUCCUACCCAGAUGAGCAGGGGGAGCAAAUGAUGGGCUCUCGCUCCCCGGCUAGCGGUUCGCAGCCCCCGGCCUUCUUCAGCAAGCUGACGGAGAGCAACUCUGCCAUCGUCAAGAACAAGAAGCAGGAGAUGAUCAAGAAAAUCAACAACGAGAGCGACUUCAAUCCUGCUCAGCCUGGCACAGAGAUCUUCAAUAUGCCAGCCUCCACCGGCGCUGGUACCGUGAGUGUGCGUAGCCACGCGCCCCCAGAGGGGGGUGGCAACACCAUCGGUCUAGAGGCCAUCAUCCGCAAGGCCCUGAUGGGCAAGUACGACGAGCAAGGAGAGGACCGCUCCACCCCCUCCAUGGGCCAAACCCCUCAGGCGGGAGGAGACCCCCACCAGGACGACUCCUACUCAGGAGGUGGUAAGAAGUCGAGCAGUGGGAGAGGUUCUAACGGCCGUAAGGCCAAGUCUCCGGGUCCGGGCCUGUCUGGUGGCGGCGGUGGUGGGGGAGGGGGCGGCGGGGAGAGGCCCUCCUCCGUCUCAUCCGUCCACUCCGAGGGGGACUGCAACCGGCGCACACCCCUCACCAACCGCAUCUGGGAGGAUCGGCCCUCCUCCACAGGUCCCACUCCAUUUCCCUACAACCCCCUCACCAUGCCGAUGCGUCUGCCCAUGGUCCCGGGCCCCGCCCCCUCCCCGACCCAGACCAAUCAGAGCGGCCAAGGGGCGGGCCAGGGCCGCGCCUGGGAGGAGGAGCCUAAGCCCUUGCUGUGCUCGCAGUACGAGACGCUGUCCGACGACAGCGAGUGAGGGAUGGAUACACACAUUCGCUCGCUCACCCACUCACCCCAUACGCGCACACUUACACAGACAUACACACCUCAAUGACGAGAACAGUACCUUUAGAGACUUAAAAUACUAUAUGUCGCUUUUGUCCUCAUUUUAACCACACACACACACACACACACACACACACACACACACACACACACACACACACACACACACACAGACUCUGCUGCUGCUGCUGCCGCCGCCAUCGCUGCUGCCGCUGUUGCAUCAGUCUCACUGACCAAAACACUCAAGAUCAAACUCAAGACUUUCUUGAAGCAAAAAAGAAGAAAUGGGCCCAAGAUUUACACAUGCACACACACAAACGCCUACACACACACACACACACACACACACACACACACACACACACACACACACACAAACAUACACACAAACGCCUACACACA